Messenger RNA from Solanum lycopersicum (tomato), 558 nucleotides. RefSeq names its product YDG domain-containing protein At5g47150-like. Lineage: Eukaryota; Viridiplantae; Streptophyta; Magnoliopsida; Solanales; Solanaceae. The record is from RefSeq and is a predicted model, not a curated record. Gene Ontology annotation, molecular function: double-stranded DNA binding; histone methyltransferase activity.
AUGAUUUUGAGAAAUCAGGAAAAGUGGGUGAAUUCUGAGUGGGCCUUUGGCCAUGUUCCUGGAGUUGAAAUUGGUGAUCGAUUCCGGUUCAGGGUAGAACUUGCGAUGGUUGGACUACAUCAUAAAAUUUUUAGGGGUAUCAAUUAUGUGAAUAUUGAUAAUAAAAAGGUUGCAACUAGCAUUGUUGAUUCUGGUCGAUACGAGAAUGAGACCAUAUCUUCUGAAAAGUUCAUUUAUGUAGGUCAAGGAGGGAAUCCUAGAGUAUCUGUUAAUGCGAGAGUGGAAGAUCAGAAGCUUGAAAGGGAUAAUCUUGCCUUGAAGAACUCAAUGGAUUUGGGAUAUUCAGUGAGAGUUAUUUAUGGUCGUCCAAGAGUUGAUAGUGAAAAGACCGAGCGAAAAUACAUUUACUAUGGGUUGUACACUGUGACUAAGUGUUGGCAAGAAAGAGGUCCAACUGGAAAAUACGUUUUCAAGUUUGAACUACAAAGAAAUCCUGGCCAACCAAAACUUACUCAGUUAGUCAAUGUCAAUCAUAUUUGUGAAAUAUUUACAAACUAA